AUGUCGUUCAACAACAAUCCUCAAGUUAAUGGUUCACCACAAAAUACACCUGCAGUUAAAACUGUACAACAAUUACUACAUCAGCAAAACUCAUUGUCUUCUUUUCAAGUCCUGAAAAAAAUUGAAUCUUCAGUUUCUACAUUACCAACUCGCAUUGUUAUAACUUCACGACCUACAACAUUUCAUUAUUCUAAUGAAACAAUACCACAACAAAGUGAUAAAUCAAACGUUGAAUUACCAGUUAUUGGAACAUUUUCAAAUUCACCAUCUUCUCAAAGAUGUUCGUAA
Molecule: messenger RNA, 288 nt
Organism: Rotaria sp. Silwood1
Lineage: Eukaryota; Metazoa; Rotifera; Eurotatoria; Philodinida; Philodinidae
Source: the annotation of a GenBank genome assembly